AUGGAUAAAAUAAAAAAUAAAGAUCUUUUGAAUAGUCUUGAAUGUUGGAAUAUGUUUAAAAAACCAAAAUAUUUAAUUGAAGAAACAAAUGAAGUUAUAAGUAAAUAUGAUGAGAAGCAGUUAGAGCAAUUAUUCUUAAAAAGAUUAAAUUUUGGAACAGCAGGCUUAAGAGGGAAAAUGGGUAUUGGAUUUAAUGCAAUGAAUAUAGUUACUAUUAUGCAAACUACACAAGGGUUAUGUACUUAUUUAAUGAAUACAUAUGGUGUAAAUUUAUGCAAAAAUAGAGGAAUCAUAUUUGGUUUUGAUGGUAGAUAUCAUUCAGAAUCUUUUGCACAUGUAGCUGCAGCUGUUUGUUUAUCAAAAGGAUUCAGGGUCUAUUUAUUUGGGCAAACUGUUGCAACUCCUAUUUUGUGUUAUUCUAGUUUUAAGAAAAAUUGUUUAUGUGGAGUUAUGGUAACAGCUUCUCAUAAUCCUAAAUUAGAUAAUGGUUAUAAAGUAUAUGCAGCAAAUGGAGCUCAGAUAAUCCCACCAAUAGAUAAAAACAUUGCUAAUUGUAUAUUGGGUAAUUUGAAACCUUGGAAUGACGUUUAUGAAUAUUUAAACGAAGACUUUUAUUUAAAAGAUACUUCAUUAGUUCAAGAUAUUUAUUAUGAAAUGUAUGAUUCAUUUAUGGAUGAUUUAAAACGUGAAUUUAAUUUUAAUUGCAGCUUAAAUUCUCAUACUAAAUUAGUUAUAAUUUAUUCACCUAUGCAUGGAAUUGGCAGAAAGUUUGUUCAAGGUAUUAUGCACGUAGUUGGAUUUAAUAAUCUACUGACUGUACCUCAUCAAGCUUUACCAGAUGCAGAUUUUUCUACUGUUUCAUUUCCUAAUCCUGAAGAAAAAGGAGCAUUAGAUAUGUCUAUUCAAUUAGCUGAUUCAAUAAAGAGCCCUAUAGUUGUAGCCAAUGAUCCAGAUGCAGAUAGAUUUGCGUGCGCUGAAAAAUUUAAUAAUAACUGGAAAAUAUUUUCAGGGGAUGAAUUAGGAAUCAUAUUUGCAUAUCAUUUAAUGAAACAAUAUGAGAAAAAAAAUAUAGAUAAAUCUAAGCAUGUAUUUAUAUGUACUGUUGUAUGCUCAAGGAUGUUAAAGAAACUAUGUGAAAAAUAUGGAUACGCUUAUGAUGAGACAUUAACAGGAUUUAAGUGGUUAAUUAAUAAAGCAAUAGAAUAUAGCAAUAAAAACUAUACACCAUUAUAUUGUUAUGAAGAAGCUUUAGGCCAUGCGUUAACACAACAUGUUAGAGAUAAAUGCGGUAUAUCUGCUUUAGCUUAUUGGAUAGAAAUAGCUGUUCAUUUAUAUGAAAAUAAUUUAACAUUUCAUGAAUAUUUAGAAAAUAUUAGAAAAGAAAUAGGAUAUUUUGUUAGUAAUAAUGGAUAUUAUAUUGUCUUAGAUCCUAACGAUAUUGCAAGUAUAUUUAAUGAAUUCAGAAGUAAUGGAGCAUAUAAAACUACUUUAGGUUCCCAUAAAAUUGUUCAUAUUAGAGAUUUAACAACAGGAUAUGAUUCUUCAACUCCUGAUAAAAAAUCUGUAAUUGCUCCAACACCUGAUUCUCAAAUGAUCACUCUCCAAUUUGAAAAUACAGCUAUUCUAACUAUAAGAGCUAGUGGUACUGAACCAAAAGUAAAAUGGUAUGGAGAAAUUUCAAGAAGUACUUAUGAGGAAGCACGAAGAGAUAUUGAUAAACUAAUAAAUGAUGUCAUGGAUGUAUUUAUGCAACCAAAUAAAUAUAAUGUUAAGAGAAAUUAA
Molecule: messenger RNA, 1782 nt
Organism: Plasmodium relictum
Lineage: Eukaryota; Apicomplexa; Aconoidasida; Haemosporida; Plasmodiidae
Product: phosphoglucomutase, putative
Exons: 1
Coding region: 1-1782 (593 amino acids)
Biological process (GO): purine ribonucleoside salvage; carbohydrate metabolic process
Molecular function (GO): magnesium ion binding; phosphopentomutase activity
Source: RefSeq, a predicted model, not a curated record